GUGAAAGGCUCAGACACUGCUGGCAACGCACACAGCUCCUGUGCUCCAUGCCAGCGCCGCUCAGCUGCGCUCCUAUUUGUUCCCCCGCCCGCUCGCACGCACGCUCCCCACACACACCGCCAGCCUGGGUGUGAGGAACGGCAUGGAAUGGAAUCUCAGAAGGAUGGAGAGCGAGCUGAGACAGAUCAACCCUGACUUGCUGCAGCCCAGCAAGAGCUUUAAGAAACCUUCUUCAGGCACCAUCACCAUCAACGUGGGGGGCUACCUGUAUGCAGCACAACGGCACACCCUAGUCAAGCACCCCGGCUCUCUGCUGGAGGAGGUGGUCAGCGGGAAGAAACCCGUGGUGCACGUGGACUCCAUGGGCAACACCUUCAUCGACCGCGACGGCCCCAUCUUCCGGCACGUUUUGAACUUCUUGCGCAUGGGUGAGCUGCUACUACCCGACGACUUCAAGGAAGCGGAGCUGCUCAGACGCGAGGCUGACUUCUACCGGCUGAGUGAACUGGCCCAAGCCCUGCAGGAAUGGGAGCAAAAGCAGGCCGCGCAACGUGAGCCUGCCUUUCUGGAGGUGACGGACAGCCAUGAGCGCUCCCAUGGUCUGAGGGUCUACUGCAGUGACAACGGGUUUAUCGAGAAGGUGAAGAGCCGUCUGGUGCAGAUCUCCAAGAGCCGACUAGAUGGCUUUCCAGAAGAGUUUGAGGUGUCGUCCAACAUCAUCCAGUUCCGGCAUUUCAUUAAAUCAGAGCAGGGUUCUCGGCUUGUGCUGAAGCAGGACAGCACGUUUUUGUGUACACUAGAGUGUCUGAAGCUGGAGACGGUGAUGCUAGCUCUGAAAGGAGGCUUUCGUCUGCUUACCAGCCUAGACAGCAGCCGCGGAUCAGUGGUUCAGUGCGAGGCUCUGCAUUUUGUCAAGUGACCCAACCGGAACUGCCACCUUUAACCACAUGAUCUGCUGUAAACCCAUCACAUCAACGAACACCAGCGUCCCCAACCGAAAUCCUGUUCUGGAAUAUUCCACUCUGCUUCUGCAUUACACACUCCUACUAACAGCCUUGAUAGACAAGAGAGAUUAUAUGUACUGUGGAUUUGUUUUUGUUUUGUAUACUGUAUGCAGUUUUCUUCUGUUUACAUGUUGCUUUUAGAGGGAGAGUGCGUACUGUACUGUACACGAUGAGAUACAUUUGAAUUGCAGAGUACUCUGGAGUCAAAAGGCUGCAAUUGCAAGUGCAAAGAUCAUUACAUCUGUGUGCAAAUUUUGUGAUUUCUGGUAAAGUGAAAAAAUAUAGUGAACAAGAGGUUAAUCUGAAGUCUGUGAAUGUUUUCCAAAAUAAAGCAAACAUAUAAUUUGACUGAA
This is a messenger RNA of Triplophysa dalaica, 1357 nucleotides long. It is a transcript of the gene kctd4, whose product is annotated as potassium channel tetramerization domain containing 4. The transcript has a single exon. The record is from RefSeq and is a predicted model, not a curated record. Lineage: Eukaryota; Metazoa; Chordata; Actinopteri; Cypriniformes; Nemacheilidae. Gene Ontology annotation, molecular function: protein binding. Gene Ontology annotation, biological process: protein homooligomerization. The coding region runs from base 143 to 919 and encodes 258 amino acids.